Aspergillus fumigatus Af293 is the source of this 354-nucleotide messenger RNA. RefSeq lists its product as uncharacterized. NCBI's taxonomy places the organism in Eukaryota, Fungi, Ascomycota, Eurotiomycetes, Eurotiales, Aspergillaceae. The record is from RefSeq and is a predicted model, not a curated record. The transcript has a single exon. The coding region runs from base 1 to 354 and encodes 117 amino acids.
AUGCCAAGUCUGGCAGCGAUGCCGUGCGCCUUGAGUUACCUCGACAUACGACUGCACUUAAUUUUUACCUCCGACGUGCACCUCUCUUCCCUUCCUCGGCGAUCCUCUCCCACUCGGUUCCUUCUCUGCAUUGUGGUCCGGCCCUCCUUCUUCCGGAUCACGUGCUCCACUGACAUCUUUGUUCGCAGCACUUACGUCCAAGGGAUUGCUGACUUUGCCUCCCUGUUCGCUUUCCUUCUCAGCUUGAUUGAUUUCGCUUUCGGGGGAAGUGGUGUUUGGAUCGUAGGCCGUCUGAUGUGUUGCGACCUCGUUGUCGGUACCGGUAUUGGUGCCCUCCGAUCGCUGCGGAUCUAA